AGCCAUGGAAUUUUCGCAUCAUUCUGAGCCUUUCAGAAGGAUGGUCAUCUUUAUUAUGAAGUGGAGGGCUGUUCUAAUGUUGUCUAUUUGCCUCCUGCUUGUUGCUGGUAUCUACAUGUGCUUUCCUAGUGGUGCUGGCUCACACAUACUGUCACAUGGACGUCGUUUGAUGACUGAAGAUUGUGAAAAUCUACAACAGCAAGUAGAGUACUUUCAGACCAUUUCUAUUGCGAGUGAAAAGAAGUAUAAGGACACAGUCGAUCGCAUGAGAAUCCAGAAUUCUGAGAUGAAAAGAAAAUUUGAUGUACAACGAGAUAUUGUCAAAGAUCUAGAGAGAAGAAAUCGACAAAUCGUUGAGAGACUGUCUAAUAUCGAGAGUGGUGGCCCUAGAAAGAGAGAAAAUGACUAUCGAUUAGCUCCCCAUAUAAAACAAGAUGUGCUGCGAAGCUUGAAUAUACAUCAAACGUCUGAAUUCGAAGUAAUACCGUACAUGAGUUUUUCAAAAGAUCGGCUCUAUCAGCUCGAGCCUGGUAUGAUAAAUAGACCUGAAGCAGCUCCAAUUGGUGAUAAAAAAAGAGAGUUACAAGAAAUUUUAGACAUGUCUCUAACUGUGUUGAACUCCAACAAUAAUGGUAAGCAGUAUAAUCAGUGGGAUCUACUUCAAGGCUACUCCCGUAUUGAUAGAAUGACAGGGACGCAGUAUGAGCUGUACUUUUCUAGUAAAGGGAAGAAAAACAAUUUUGAACAUGUUCAAAUGUUUCGUCCAUUUGCCCCACUUCAAAGUGUUCAAGUGCAAAGUUUUGACAAGAAAAAUGAAUGGAUUAAUUUGGUUGUGCCCUUAGCUGGAAGAGUGGAAACGUUUGUGAAUUUUAUAGAUAUGUUUGCUGAACAGUGCAUUAAAAAAGACAAACGUGUGUUUCUGACAAUAGUUUAUUUCGGUGAAGAAGGAUUAGAAGAAACCAAAUCUACUCUGGAAAAAGUAACAUCUCAGCACUCUUUCACACAGUACAAAUUUAUUGAAAGACCUGAUCCUUUUUCUAGAGGUGUAGGCCUACUGGUAGGAGCUGAAUCAUGGGACCGUGGGAACGCAUUACUUUUCUUUUGUGACGUUGAUAUCUACUUAAAGGAUGGGUUUUUGGAUCGAUGUAGAUUGAACGCUGCUCCUGGAAGUAAAGUUUAUUACCCGAUUGUAUUCAGUAUGUACAAUCCCUCAAUUGUAUAUAGUGAGAUGAACAAAAUUCCUCCAUACGAGGAAUUGUUUGUUAUUAACAGAGACUCUGGAUUCUGGAGGACCUUUGGAUUCGGUAUGACCUGCAUGUAUCGUUCUGACUUUCUGUUUAUGCGUGGAUUUGACACCAAAAUACAAGGAUGGGGAUAUGAAGAUGUAAAAUUGUAUAGGAAAUUUGUGAAGAGCAACAUCGAUGUUGUUCGAUCACCUGAUCCAGGCAUAUUCCACAUAUGGCAUGAAAAAAACUGUGACCCACAUCUUCAACCAGCUCAGUACAAUAUGUGUUUGGCUAGCAAAGCACUCGGUGAAGCUUCUCAUGCUCAAUUAGGUAUGCUGGCUUUUCGAGAGUUAAAACGGGAAAAUGAAUUAUUGCACUCCGAAACAAAAGAUGAAAAUGUGGAGCUGCAAAACGAGUUGGAUGAUGAUGAUGUAUGGUUAGAAGUGAAUAAACAGUUUGACAACUAGAUCUAGAUAAUUGAUGUAUAGCUACAUGCACUACAUGAGUUAAAACAGGAAAUUACUGAAAGAUGAAAAUUUGGCGAAUCACCCUAGCUCCAUAAUUUAAUUGAUGUAUAAUUAUUGUUAGGAGUGAAUACCGUAUAGCGUGAAAU
Molecule: messenger RNA, 1839 nt
Organism: Halichondria panicea
Lineage: Eukaryota; Metazoa; Porifera; Demospongiae; Suberitida; Halichondriidae
Product: chondroitin sulfate N-acetylgalactosaminyltransferase 2-like
Exons: 1
Coding region: 5-1693 (562 amino acids)
Cellular component (GO): Golgi cisterna membrane
Molecular function (GO): glucuronosyl-N-acetylgalactosaminyl-proteoglycan 4-beta-N-acetylgalactosaminyltransferase activity
Source: RefSeq, a predicted model, not a curated record